GAGUAUUUCAACUGUGUCUAUAAAGGCUGCUGAUUCAUAGGCUUCCUGCACACAAGCGAUGUUUUCAUAAUCUACAGUAAAAUGGUUAGUAGAAUUGAGCAUCCGGCUGGUGGUUACAAGAAACUAUUUGAGACAUGUGAAGAAUUGAAUGAACCCAUUUCUGCUGUGGUUGUAGGUGUGAUACCAGCAUGGCUAAGUGGUAGUUUGUUGCGUCUGGGACCCGGCAUGUUCGAGGUGGGGGCUGAACCUUUCUACCACCUUUUUGAUGGCCAGGCCCUGAUGCACAAGUUUGACCUAAAGAAUGGCCAUGUGACCUACCAUCGCAAAUUUAUCAAAACAGAUGCCUAUGUGAGAGCAAUGACAGAGAAAAGGGUGGUCAUAACUGAGUUUGGAACAGCAGCCUACCCAGACCCCUGCAAAAAUAUCUUCUCACGGUUUUUCACCUACUUUAAAGGGAUUGAGGUGACAGAUAAUUGCUUAGUGAACGUGUACCCAGUUGGUGAGGAUUUCUAUGCCUGCACAGAAACCAACUACAUUACCAAAGUGGACCCAGACACACUGGAGACUGUGAAAAGGGUGGAUCUUUGUGACUAUCUUUCAAUCAAUGGAGUGACAGCUCAUCCACACAUUGAAAGUGAUGGAACAGUGUACAACAUUGGGAACUGUUUUGGGAAGAACAUGUCACUAGCCUACAACAUUGUUAAAAUUCCCUCCACACAGAAAGACAAGUCAGAUCCUAUUGCAAAGUCUGAGGUUCUUGUGCAGCUCCCCAGCAGCGAGAGAUUCAAGCCCUCCUAUGUUCACAGCUUUGGAAUGACGGAAAACUACUUUGUCUUUGUUGAGACUCCGGUGAAGAUCAACCUUCUAAAAUUCUUGACUGCUUGGAGCAUCUGGGGCACAAAUUACAUGGAUUGUUUUCAGUCAAAUGAAACCAUAGGUACAUGGUUCCAUCUGGCUACCAAGGACCCUGCAGUAUACAUCGAGCACAAAUUUAGGACAUCCGCUUUCAAUCUUUUCCAUCACAUCAACAGCUAUGAGGAUGAUGGUUUCAUCGUGGUUGACCUGUGCACUUGGAAAGGUCACGAAUUUGUAUACAACUACCUUUAUCUGGCCAACUUGCGGGAGAACUGGGAGGAAGUAAAGGCAGCAGCUAUGAGGGCACCUCAGCCAGAGGUGAGGAGAUAUGUUCUUCCCAUGGACGUCCACAGGGAAGCACAGGGGAAAAAUCUGAUUUCCCUUCAGUAUACCACAGCCACUGCCGUGAUGCGAAGUGAUGGAACAAUCUGGCUUGAGCCUGAGGUUCUUUUCUCUGGACCACGACAAGCUUUUGAGUUUCCUCAGAUCAACUACAGUAAAUUCUCUGGAAAGAACUACAGCUAUGCCUAUGGACUGGGCCUGAACCAUUUCAUCCCUGAUAGGAUCUGCAAACUGAACGUGAAGACCAAGGAGACGUGGGUGUGGCAGGAGCAGGACUCUUAUCCCUCAGAACCAAUCUUUGUGCAGACCCCAAAUUCUGUGGAGGAAGAUGACGGGGUGUUGCUCAGCAUCGUGGUGAACCCCGGGGCCGACCAGAGGCCUGGGUUCCUCCUUAUCCUCAACGCCAGGGACCUGACAGAGGUCGCACGUGCUGAGGUGGAGGUCAUCAUCCCAGUCACCUUUCAUGGGAUGUACAAGCCUUAAGGCUAUAUUUAUAGCAUCACAGUACCACUUCACACAGCGAAAGGAACAAUAAUAAUUUUGUUAGGAAUAUAUUUUAUUUAGAUAUCUUGUGAUGUAAUUUUAAUGAUAUUUUUUAUAUUUUCCACAUUGUUAGAAUACUGAAGACAACCAAACUUUGAAAUAGCACAUAUGGAAUCCAGUAGCAACCAAAAGUGGAUGUCUUGAAGGAGUUCCCAUGAAUGCUGUUGGCUGCUUUUCCUUAAUUUUACGUUCCAGCUCAUCCCAAACCAUCUCAAUUUGAUUGAGGUAGGGUGGUUGUGGAGGACAUGUCAUCUGAUGCAGAAUCAUCAUGUUCCUUCUUGGUCAAAUAGUUGUUACACAGCAUGUAGGUGUGUUUUGGAUUAUUGUCCUGUUGAAAGAAAAUGAUAGUCCCACUAAGCACAAAACAAAUGGGAUGGCAUAUCAUUGCAGAAUACUGUGGUAGCCAUGCUUGUUGAGUGUGCCUUGAAUUCUAAAUAAAUCAGGUGUCACCAGCAAAGCACCCCGAAACCAUCACACCUCCUCCUCCAUGCUUCACAGUGGGAACCACACAUGUAGAGAUCAUCCGUUCACCAACUUUGACAGUGGUUGGAACAUAAAUCUAAUUUGGACUCAGACCAAUGAUCAGACCAAAUGACUGAUUCCCACCAGUCUAAUGUCCAUUUAUUGUGUGUCUUGGCCCACGCAAGUCUUCGUACUGGUGUUUCCUCUGGUGGUCCUCAUGAGAGCUAGUUUCAACAUAGCACAUGAUGGUUUUUGCAACUGCACUUGAAGAAACAUUUACAUUUCUUGAAAUUUUCAGGAUUGGCUGACCUUCAUGUCUUAAAGUAAUGAUGGACUGUUGUUUCUCUUUGCAUAUUUGACAUAACUAAUUUGCCCAAACACAUUAAAAAGGAAAGAAAUUCUACAAAUUAACUUUUAACAAGGCACACCUGUUAACUGAAAUAUAUUCCUGGUGACUACCUCAUUACGAUGGUUGAGAGAAUGCAAAGUGUGCAAAGCUUCUUUGAAGAAUCUACAAUAUGAAAUGUAUUUUGAUUUGUUUAACACUUACUGGUUACUACAUGAUUCUGUGUGUUAUUUCAUAGUUUUGAUGUCUUUCCUUUUAUUUUAAACUGUGGAAAAUACUAAAGAAUGAGAAGGCGUUUCCACACUUUUGACUGCUACUGUAUGUAUUUGUUGGUGUUGCAUGUAUAUGAACUAGGUGAUCAUGACAUUUGUCUGUUUGUGUGCAUAAUUUCUAAAUCCAUGUGGUACUGCAUGUCUAAACAUUGACCCUCAAACUAUACUGCAUUCUCUAAAAUAGAUGCCUAGCACUCAUUAGCUAAACAGCAAUUGAAAGAUUACUUAGUUAGAAUCUAAUUUUUCAUUUUAGACUUAUUGAACAAAUGUAUUCUGUUACUUUUGUACAAAUAAUAAAAACAUUAAUUGCAUUUAGUUUUACUUAUAUAUUAGAAAUCCCAAAUGCUGCUAUUCUUGUUAUCAGCAAGUCAUGUUAAAGUAAUGAAUGCCCCCUGAACAAUCUGAAAGCGUUAACAAUGUACUGUAAAAAUACAAUGUCAUUCUUUC
Esox lucius (northern pike) is the source of this 3267-nucleotide messenger RNA. Its product is annotated as retinoid isomerohydrolase RPE65. Lineage: Eukaryota; Metazoa; Chordata; Actinopteri; Esociformes; Esocidae. Gene Ontology annotation, biological process: zeaxanthin biosynthetic process; retinal metabolic process. Gene Ontology annotation, molecular function: beta-carotene 15,15'-dioxygenase activity; retinol isomerase activity; all-trans-retinyl-ester hydrolase, 11-cis retinol forming activity. The coding region runs from base 82 to 1680 and encodes 532 amino acids. The record is from RefSeq and is a predicted model, not a curated record. The transcript has 14 exons.